UAUAUGUUUGCUAUUUUUGCAGGCAAUGGACCCUUAAAGCAGCGUCCAUUAUCACCGUUGACACUUGGAUUCCAAGACACUACGUACUGUAGGAUUCUUGGAGUUCAUGAACAGUUGUCGACAUCCUCAGCUUCAACUGCUUGCGAAAUAGAAUACAGAGCCUCUGCGAACUCCCAUUGAACGCCCUCGAAAACGCGCAGACUGCUGGUUACGAUAACGGAUGGGCUUCUGAGGCCCUACAUUUAACUGCGAUUGGCAUCGCGGGACACCAUGCCGUUAUCCACCAAGACCAGCGGCUUCUUCGCCCUGAAUCGCACAAAGGUCAUCCUCUUCGCAGGUCUAGUAGCAAUAUGGACAAUCGCCGGCCUCUUCCCGCGUUAUCAAGAGACGCUGCAAGAGCAGCUCACACGCACACGCCAGAAGCUCCCAUCGAUAAAGGUGGAAUUCCACCCCGAAAGCGACCCGCUCACGGCGUACGACCCUACAAAGCUUGCGCUGCUGAUCGAGGGGCGCGCGAAGCCGCAUCUCGUACCACAGAUCCUGCAUAUGAUAUCCGUCGUCCCGCCAGAAUGGCGCUUCCUCUUUAUCGGCACCAACAAGAGCGUCGCUGCCGUCGGCCGCAGCUUCGCCAUUAAGCAUCAGCAGGCGGCCGGCAAGCUCGACCUCAUGGUCGUGCCAAAGCCGUGGGAGAUCAAGAAUAAGGAGCAUGUGUGGCGCAUGCUCACGGACUCUCACUUCUACACAGAUCUGAUACCGGGGGUGGAAUGGAUUAUGAAAUACGAGAGCGAUAGCAUUAUGUGCUCCAACUCCAAAGACAGCCUGAACGACUGGCUCCGCUAUGACUGGGCCGCCGCACCAAGAAGCAACACCGACACCUUCGCCGGCAACGGCGGGCUCUCCAUCCGCCGCGUCGCAGCCAUCAAGCGCGUCCUCGAGUUCCAAACCCGCGACGGGGACUCCGAACCCGAGGACGAGUGGUUCGGCAAGCGCAUCUCCGCCAUGCCCGACUUCAAAGUCGCCAGCGGCCUCGACGCCAAGCACUUCAGUGUCGAGGACGUCUACAACGAGGCGCCUAUGGGAUACCAUCUGCGCGACGGCGCUGGAAAACUGCCCCCGGGCGUGUGGAAGAACAGCGAUCAGCGCGCGAGGAUCCUCAAGUACUGUCCUGAGAUCGCGAUUAUCCUGCCCAUGAAGCUGGAGCGGGAGCGGUGCGAGGGGGAUAAUCGUGAGGGCGCGAUUGAUCAGGCGGCUUCGCUGGCGUUUGAGAAGGCGGAGGCGGAGAAGUCGAGGAUUAAGAUUGAGGAGAAGAAGAAGCUAGCCCAAGCAGAGGCGGAGAGGGUGUUGGAGGAGGAGAGGAAGAAGAAGGAGGCUGGGAUACCGACGGAGGAGGAGGAGGCGAAGAAGAAGGAGGAGGAGAGGAAGAAGCAGGAGAUGGAGCUGACGUCGAAGAUUAAUAAGGAGCAGGCGGAGGAGGAGGCGAAGAAGAAGGCGGAGGAGGAUAAGAAGACGCCGUCGGCGUGAGCGUGGGGUGGGUGAAAUAUUUUAUAUAUACGGCGUUCGGGGUUGGCAUUAAUUUGCCUGCAGGGUUUGCUUUGUAUACCUAAUGUAGGAAUGACGGGCUGCUAUGUAUGCCGAGCUGGAAGAUAUGCUCGGCUGUAUUGAUGGAUUUGAAAAUAGCGAGGAGUACUUAGAGUCAAAUAUACCUAUCUGUUACCUCUUUACUUCUCAGAAAAGGGGCUGAUGUGAUAACUGUGGCCCUUACUUCGACGCUCCCACGGGAUUCGCUUAUGGCCCUACCAUGCCGCAUGUGAGAGUUUUGUGUGCAUGAUUGUCCUUAUGAUAG
Molecule: messenger RNA, 1843 nt
Organism: Pseudogymnoascus verrucosus
Lineage: Eukaryota; Fungi; Ascomycota; Leotiomycetes; Thelebolales; Thelebolaceae
Exons: 5
Coding region: 271-1521 (416 amino acids)
Source: RefSeq, a predicted model, not a curated record